Nothobranchius furzeri (turquoise killifish) is the source of this 2198-nucleotide messenger RNA. RefSeq lists its product as uncharacterized. Lineage: Eukaryota; Metazoa; Chordata; Actinopteri; Cyprinodontiformes; Nothobranchiidae. The record is from RefSeq and is a predicted model, not a curated record.
UGGAUGUUUGAAAUGGGUUGAGCCACCAGUGUCACCAAGGGUCCUAAAUCUGGAUCAGAUGUGAGACGAAACCAGUGGGGAACCUUCUGAAGGUUCCAGGAGAAGAACAGCUGUUUUUCAAAAAAACAAAAUUGAACCUUGUCAGAAGUGGGAUUCGAACCCACGCCUCCAGAGGAGACUGCGACCUGAACGCAGCGCCUUAGACCGCUCGGCCAUCCUGACUAGCUGCAAAGGUGAAGUCAGAGAGCUAAACUAGAUCAACAUCAGCAAUCAUGGCUCAGAACUGAACCGAGUUUGGGUUUAGUGUGGAAACUAUCGUUGACCCGCGUGGAUUCGUAGGAGCAGAACCGGUCUCAGGCCUCGGGACAUUUGGGUUACGUCUGUUUGCGCCACGCCUCGAUGACUCGGUGAAAAUAGUUUCACUUCUGCUCUCGGAGACGCAGGACGGAUUACGGAGCGGCUUGUUGUUAUCCUCUGGAAACAAGAUAAACCUCUGGAAAGUUCUGCCGGACUCUACAGGACUCACCGAAAAGCCUGUGGUGUGGAGGGUCAGAGGUCACAGUACACAUUCCUUCACUGAUCCCUACAAAAUAAAAGCAUCAAGCAUACCCAAAUCCACUGGACAUGCAGAACCAGAACUUCACUAAGACCCCGCCCACCCAGAAAUGCAUUCUGCCACAGGUUUUGUAUCACCCGUCCAUCCAGGAGGCAGGAGGUGGAGCUUCAGCCAAAACCAACGUUCAGAACAGAAGGAAGCAGAACCUAAAGUCCAGACCUGGUACCUCAUCUCAUCCACAAACCGGAACCAAUCAUGAGAUGGUCCAGAAGAACCAGAACAUGACUAAAGACCCAAAUCCACUGGACAUGCAGAACCAGAACUCCACAAAGACCCCUCCCACCCAGAAAUUGGUUCUGCCACAGGUUUUGUAUCACCCGUCCAUCCAGGAGGCAGGAGGUGGAGCUUCAGCCAAAACCAACGUUCAGAACAGAAGGAAGCAGAACCUAAAGUCCAGACCUGGUACCUCAUCUCUCCCACAAACCGGAACCAAUCAUGAGAUGGUCCAGAAGAACCAGAACAUGACUAAAGGUGGUUCUUCUCUAAAACAUCUCAAACAUCAUGCUGUAGAGGGACCAGAAUCCAACAAAGAUCCAAAUCCUACAAGAGAUGGGGCUCUUCCAAGACCAGAUCAGGUGCCGCUGGAUGUGACAGUUCACCUGGACCGGUGUCUUCUGGAGAAGGUAGAGGUCCAGACCCGUGGACAGAGAACCAACCCAGACUGGUUUGCCUGGAGAAAGAACCGGAUCACAGCCUCAGUGGCUCACAGCAUCGCUCACAGUCACUUCGCUAACGGCAAGAGCGAAGCUCCGCCCCAUUCAUACUUGGCUGCAGUCACAGGUGAAGGCCUCAGAUUCCAGACCAGAGCCAUGAGCUGGGGGAUUCAGAUGGAGGCCGAGGCCGUCCGCAGGUACCAGGAAUGGAAGAGUGCGAUGGGUCGGUCCGUCACGGUUCUGGACUGCGGCCUGUUCAUUGAUGCCCAGCGACCCUGGUUGGCUGCGAGUCCUGACGGCAUCGUGACGGACAGCCGAAGCAGUCAAAGGCUGCUCUGCCUGGAGGUGAAGUGUCCCUACAAACACAGACACCGGCGAGUGGAGGAAGCCUGCAGGGAAGACCCCGCCUUCUGUCUGCAGAUAGAGGACCAUGACGAAAGGCAGCCUGGACAGAGUCCAGUUUACCAUCUGAAGACGUCUCACAGCUACUUCACACAGGUCCAGUGUCAGCUGGCAGUAACGGGCCUAAAGCAGGCCGACUUCGUUGUCUACACUCUGAAAGAGAUGGCAGUAGUCCCGGUGACCUUUGACCCCAACCUGUGGGAUGAGACUUUGACUAAGCUGGAGGUGUUCUACAGGAAGGCUGUCCUACCUUGUGUCAGUCAGAAGAUGCAGCAGGACAUAGCUACAGGCCACGAGCCAGAACUCUAAAUCAGUCCUAGCAUUUGAAACCACGUUUACCUUGUUUUUAUAGGCAGUUUCUUUUCUUCUAAACAUGCAAAUUACCGGUAAUAACGUGUCAGUUCUGUUUUUAUUUUAUAACCAUCCAGAAAUAUGAAUGCUAUCAGUGCUGUUUUAUUUUAUAAACUUGCAGGCACGUUCACCUGUGUUUAAAAUUUGUUUUGUUGAAUUAAAACAACAACGAAAAA